GGGCGGGACCCGGAAGUACUUAAGGAUCUCGGCUGGAACGCGGCGGACGCGUCUGGCUGGGUCGUAUGUUGACGAUUUUCCGCGUUCGCUGGUCCUGCUGCCGCCGCCGCCGCCGCCCCCGCCACCGUCGCCACCAUGGGGAAGCGACAGCACCAGAAAGACAAGAUGUACAUUACCUGUGCUGAAUACACUAACUUCUAUGGUGGCAAGAAACCAGAUAUCCCACAAACAAAUUUUCGUCGUUUACCUUUUGACCACUGCAGUCUCUCUCUGCAGCCCUUCAGCUACCCGGUCUGCACCCCUGAAGGCGUCGUCUUUGACUUGCUGAACAUCCUUCCUUGGCUUAAGAAGUACGGGACCAACCCCAGCAACGGCGAGAAACUGGACGGGCGGUCCCUGAUUAAACUGAACUUCGCAAAGAACAGUGAAGAGAAGUACCACUGUCCAGUGCUGUAUACCGUGUUCACCAACAACACCCACAUCGUGGCCAUCAGGACCACCGGCAAUGUCUAUGCCUACGAGGCAGUGGAGCAGCUCAAUAUCAAGGCCAAGAACUUCCGAGACCUGCUGACGGACGAGCCCUUCUCCCGGCAGGACAUCAUCACCCUCCAGGACCCUACAAAUUUGGACAAAUUCAACGUCUCCAACUUCUUUCAUGUGAAGAAUAACAUGAAAAUAACCGACCCAGAUGAAGAAAAGGCCAAACAGGACCCAUCUUAUUAUUUGAAAAAUACCAAUGCCGAGACCCGAGAAACACUGCAGGAGCUCUACAAGGAGUUCAAGGGGGAUGAGGUCCUGGCGGCCACCAUGAAAGCCCCAGAGAAGAAGAAGGUGGACAAGCUGAAUGCGGCCCACUAUUCCACUGGGAAGGUGAGCGCCUCCUUCACCUCCACCGCCAUGGUUCCAGAGACCACCCACGAAGCAGCCGCCAUUGACGAGGACGUGCUGCGCUACCAGUUUGUGAAGAAGAAGGGCUACGUGCGGCUGCACACCAACAGGGGCGACCUCAACCUGGAGCUGCACUGCGACAUGACACCAAAAACCUGCGAAAACUUCAUCAAGCUCUGCAAGAAGCAGUAUUACGAUGGUACCAUCUUCCACAGGUCCAUCCGGAAUUUUGUGAUCCAGGGAGGUGACCCCACUGGCACAGGCACAGGUGGGGAGUCUUACUGGGGAAAACCCUUCAAAGAUGAGUUCCGGCCCAACCUCUCGCACACGGGCCGGGGCAUCCUCAGCAUGGCCAACUCGGGGCCCAACACCAACAAGUCUCAGUUCUUUAUCACCUUCCGCUCCUGCGCUUACCUCGACAAGAAGCACACCAUCUUCGGGCGGGUUGUUGGGGGCUUUGACACACUAACAGCCAUGGAGAAUGUGGAGAGUGACCCCAAAACUGACCGCCCUAAGGAGGAGAUCCGCAUCGACUCCACCACGGUGUUUGUGGACCCCUACGAGGAGGCUGAUGUUCAGAUCGCCGAGGAGCGGAAGAAGACACAGCUCGCCGAGGCAGCCCCCGAGAGCACAGUGAAGAAAAGCCAGUCCAAGUCAGGGAGCCAGGGCCCCCCAACCUACCGCCAGGGGGUGGGCAAGUACAUCAACCCUGCAGCCACGAAACGUGCAGCUGAUGAGGAACCAUCCACCAGCGCAGCUGUCCCCGUGGCCAAGAAGAAGCCCAGUGGAGGUUUCAAGGACUUCAGCGCGUGGUAGCAGCAGGCCUGCUGCUCGGACCCAGCCUGUGCCCGCCCGGCUUCCCUUCUCCUGACCUUGACACUACCUCAGCUCUCCUGAAGUGCCUGCAGAAGCCGCGGACAGCUGCCUCCUCCCGGGAGCUGUCUCCUCUACCCUGGGGCUCUAAAAGAUCCCUGUUCCCCUCACACCUCUUCUCAACGCCAAGAUCCUUGGGUCGGCACAGCCCACCACCUCCUCCCGCUCAACACGCUGAAUUCUAACUCCGUUUCAUCCUUGGUUUCUCACCCCAAACCUCAAUUCUGUCAGUAAGUCUCGACAGUUCUUCCAGAAUGCACCUGGCUCUUCUCCCAGCGCUGAUGCUCAACACCAGGCCCAAGCCCGGUGUCUCACCUGCCUCCUCCUCGCCCUCGUGCACGGCCACACCGACGCUGAGUCACCGUCCCACAGCUGCUGACCUGACAGUGGCUCUCCACUGUGCCCAUCAGCUGUCUAGCUCCUCUGCACCUUUAGUCACAGUGGUCCCUCGCUUCUUCAUGACCCCUUCACGCUACCCUCCAAGCUACAGAUGUCUGCGAACUCACUCGGGAAAGGCUGUUUGCGCCAGCGAGGUCUCUCCAAGAGCCUGGCAGACCCAGGAGGCGGCAGGCAGGUGGGUGUGUGACAGCACAGGGCCCGGCUGCCUCUGGAGGAGACCCUGUGCUCCCGUGGGAGCGGCGUGGCCCCGGGGCCUGUCCCUCAGCAGCAGAGCCGAGCACCUGCUACUGCAAAGGAGACGCUGGACAUGGAAGCUUUAUUUCUGAACCUCACACUGACACAGGCAGGGGAGGCUGUGUGCGCGCAGAGGGGGACCUCCGGGCUAGGCCAGGCUGCAGCCCCACGGAGCGGCCCCCAGGGCGGCCCAGAGCCUUUGACAAAUGAGGUUUACAUUCUGUAGGUUAUUUUGGAGCUUACAUUGUAGUUUUCCAGAAAUUAAAAGCACUUGGAUUUUUUAAGUACCUGGUGAGGUCAUCAGGUAAAUUAAAGGACUUUUGAAAAAU
Molecule: messenger RNA, 2723 nt
Organism: Myotis brandtii (Brandt's bat)
Lineage: Eukaryota; Metazoa; Chordata; Mammalia; Chiroptera; Vespertilionidae
Gene: PPIL2
Product: peptidylprolyl isomerase (cyclophilin)-like 2
Exons: 21
Coding region: 136-1704 (522 amino acids)
Biological process (GO): protein folding; protein peptidyl-prolyl isomerization; protein polyubiquitination
Cellular component (GO): catalytic step 2 spliceosome
Molecular function (GO): ubiquitin-ubiquitin ligase activity; peptidyl-prolyl cis-trans isomerase activity
Source: RefSeq, a predicted model, not a curated record